AUGGCUACAAGGUCAAAGGUAGGUGUUUCCAGCAUCAUUUUUGUGGCACAAUUCACGUCAAUGGCGUUCCUCAUCAUCUGCUGUGUGACAGCGCCCGUUUUCAAGCAGAUAGGGCUCGCCAAGUCUGGUGACAUUGUGUUUGGGACUUUUGGAUACUGUGACGAGGGGCAUUGCUCGUCUGCAUCUGCUAACUACCAUCCAGAUGGACUAGCCACGGCGGAAAAUUGGAAGAUGGGCUCGUCAGCUCGUGAGAAAUUGGGCAGCAUCCUCAUCGUCAUGCCUGUCGCGGCGGGUUUAUCGUUUUUGGCGAUGAUGAUGAAUUUUGUGCAACACUUUGGUCGUAUUAGCUUUUCUGGCGCGGCCUUUGUCAUAAACCUUCUGCUCACACUUGCGGCAUUUGCCUCGUCUGCUUUAAUGUGUGUUGUAACUUUUUUGUUGUUUUACCCCAAAGUUACAUGGUGUUCCUGGCUCCUGGUUCCAGCGGCUGCUCUGAAUGUUAUCUGCGUACCUCUAACCUACGUCGUCCACUCAUUGUCCCCAUCAUCUGAAGAGGAUGACUUUGACUCAAAAGAAAACUCCCUUUUCGGGACGAAUGUUACACGGUUGGAUCACGAUGCUAUGGAUGAUCGGUACAGUAUGGAUGAAUACAACGAAAGUUAUAAAAACGGAAAUUCUGACAAGGCGGUUUAUCCUGAACUGUACAAGGGACCACAAAUUGCCACCUCCACCACCUUAAAUUCCGGUACAACAGGCUCGCGCUCUGAUAGGGAUGCAUUUGUUCGUGAAAACCAGAAUGUCAACGAGGAAAAGCGAGCAUUGAAAACCACAAUCGGACGUCCAACCAAUGCAGAGUCUCCUGGAGAUUUUCCGUUCGAAAAUAACUCGAAAGAAAUGCGACCUUAUUCUGCAAUUACGGACUCCCCAUUAGACCAAAGGACUAAUAGAGAGGAUAGUGUGCGUGACGCAAUGGGCGCACCACCUCUUGCGUACCGGGGUCCUUCAGCCACAUCCUCUUUCUAUUCGCAACCUGGUGUGUCACGUCAGGGAACUUUAACAACCACAGAUUUAAGACCAACGUCCGCACUUGAAGUUCAUGAGGAAAUUCAAAAGAGACCGGGACCUGACGAGUUACAGAACAUAAUCAGUGGGGCUAUACGGGAAGAAGAUGAUGAGGAGUUCAUCAAACAACAAACUAUUGACCCAAGUGAACGGCCAACGUUAGACGAGGAUGACGGUAUCAAAGACGACGACUCUGAUUUCACGUCAGUUUCGCAGCGUGGUAUUAAUCCAAACUAUAUGCACUACAUGCCAGGACUGAGACCUGCUUACCAGCCUUCUCAAAUGGGUGGAAGACCAGUAUUGAGAAACCCUGCUGCUCAGCCGACCGUUUCUCGUGGUGACCCAUCGGAACAUCCCCAUCAUGGCGUUCCUAUGCAGGUCCAGAAACAAUAUGGCGCUCACCCCAAUGGAAUAGGCUCGCACACAAUGUACCCGCCGUAUCCCUUGCAGCCCAGUGGACAAGGGAUAAAUGGUCCUCAAUCAAAUAGAUCCUAUCGUCCCACACAAAAUAUGAGACGUACUUCAGACACUAUAUUGAAUGCAAGCCCGGAGUUCAUGAUGUCAAGCGCUCCUCCGUCGAGAGCAAUGGGGGCAAGAAAUCACCAACAAGGUGCGUUAAUUCCUCCCCCACAGACGGCGUCUACCCCAAUUUACAGACCUGCUUACAAAAAGCGUCUUCCGAAACAAAAUAUACCUGCCGCCUCAAUGGCAAAAGACAGUCCGUAUGGAGGGCUGUAG
Messenger RNA from Lachancea dasiensis, 1797 nucleotides. The record is from the annotation of a GenBank genome assembly. Lineage: Eukaryota; Fungi; Ascomycota; Saccharomycetes; Saccharomycetales; Saccharomycetaceae.